Wallemia mellicola CBS 633.66 is the source of this 1857-nucleotide messenger RNA. Its product is annotated as P-loop containing nucleoside triphosphate hydrolase protein. The transcript is spliced from 6 exons. The annotation marks the transcript as partial. Gene Ontology annotation, cellular component: signal recognition particle receptor complex; endoplasmic reticulum membrane. Gene Ontology annotation, molecular function: GTPase activity; GTP binding; ATP hydrolysis activity. Gene Ontology annotation, biological process: SRP-dependent cotranslational protein targeting to membrane. The record is from RefSeq and is a predicted model, not a curated record. Lineage: Eukaryota; Fungi; Basidiomycota; Wallemiomycetes; Wallemiales; Wallemiaceae.
GCUGUCCUCUGGUCUAGAUCAUUCACACCUCAGGCUGAAUCUGAUAUGCAGAAGCCGAAUUCACCUACGAACCAUAUAUUAAGAGAGGGUGUAAUAGAGGGUAGACUGACAUCUACUCCAAUUGAUUAUGAAGCUUACACUGUACACUGGAGUUUAGAAAACAAGCUCGAUUUGAUCUUCGUUAUAGCAUACUCUAAAAUGAUACAAUUGAAUUAUGUAGAGGAGCUUAUCGAGACUACUAAGCAGUUAUUUGUCAGUCUAUUCAAACCACUUAUUGAACAACUCGUGAAUUCAUUGAGUGGGGGUGAACCACUCAACCAAAUGGAGUCUAUACCUUCAUUAUUCAAGGGCUGGGAUAGCGUAUUUGACAAGCUCUUAAAGGAUAUUGAUAGUAACAAGAAACAGCGCGCAAAGUUACAAAAUAACAAAAAGGCUGCAAAAUCGACACCAAAGGUUGAGCAAGGUGAAACACAGUCAACAGAAAAGGUAGUUGAUGCAAACGAGAUUGCGAAAAAUGUUGAAGCAAUGAAAGCACGCUUGAAAGCCUCAUCAAACACGAAGAAGGCCAAGGCAGCCCCAGCAGCCGACCAAAAUACAAAGAAAUCGAAAAAGGAGAUGCGUAAUUGGGGAAAUAAAGUUACAUCCCAAGAGAUGUCAGCUUUAGACUUUUCUUCCACAUCCAAUGACAGUGACAACGUCGGAAAUUUGGACAACCUGGUCGACAAAUCAGCCAAAGGAACGUACGAUGAGAGUACUGGAGUUUACAAUCUAGCGGAAUACAACAACGACGAUGAAGAUGAAGAUUUGCUAGAUAUCGAUAUUCCCGCUUUGGAAACUGAACAACCGCAACAAGACAGCACAUGGGGCUUCCUCAAAGGAUUGACCGGUCUGACUGGUGGGAAGACGAUCGACAAGGCUACAAUCCAGCCUGUACUUGCCAACAUGUCAAUGUUACUCAUGAAGAAGAACGUAGCUGCCGAAAUUUCUGAGAAAGUCUGUGCAAGUGUUGAACAACAAUUGGUUGGUCGUAAAAUUGGUACAUUCACCACUAUCAAAAGUGAAGUAAAGAAUGCACUCAACAAUUCUAUAACUAGGAUCCUCACACCAAAGACAUCCACUGAUAUUCUUUUCGAGAUAUCUCAAAAGAAGAAAAAAGCUUCAUCAAAAGGUGGAAAUGAUCCUUAUAGUUUGGUGUUCUGCGGUGUCAAUGGAGUUGGCAAGUCUACAAACCUCAGUAAAGUCUGUUAUUGGUUGUUGGAAAACAGGUUGAAUGUUUUGAUUGCUGCAUGUGAUACCUUCCGUAGUGGGGCUGUCGAACAGCUUCGUACUCACGUCAACAAUCUUGAUAACCUGAAGUUAGGCAGUGGUGUCACUUCUCGCAUUGAAUUGUACGAAAGAGGAUACGGGAAAGAUGCUGCUGGAAUCGCAAGAGAUGCCAUUGCUUAUGGAAAAGAGAACAAAUUUGAUGUCGUUCUGAUCGACACUGCUGGUAGGAUGCAGGAUAAUGAGCCAUUGAUGAGAGCAUUAGCCAAGCUGGUUUCUGUCAACAAACCAGACAAGAUUAUCUUUGUUGGUGAAGCACUUGUAGGAAAUGAAGCUACAGACCAGCUCGUCAAGUUCGACAGAGCGCUCAAAGAUCUUUCGUCUUCUGCGGCUGUUUAUGGAAGGGGUAUAGACGGAAUGUUGUUAACGAAGUUUGACACGAUUGAUGAUAAGGUCGGAGCUGCGUUGUCGAUGACAUAUAUCACUGGUCAACCUAUCUUCUUUGUCGGUUGUGGACAAGUAGGUAUUCACCCAAUUUACAAAAGACUACUAAGCAAAGUUCUACAGACAUACACAGAUCUUCGCCAAUUACGC